Lachancea dasiensis is the source of this 1227-nucleotide messenger RNA. The record is from the annotation of a GenBank genome assembly. Lineage: Eukaryota; Fungi; Ascomycota; Saccharomycetes; Saccharomycetales; Saccharomycetaceae.
AUGAUUAGAGCCGUGAGAUUGAACACUGCUGUUCUGCAAACGAAGAAGACAGCGGCCUCCGCUGCCAUUGGAUUGAGACGUGGUCUAGCCACCACAGCAACCCCAGAUGCGGACGAGACCGUGGAAAUUACGCUUCCCGACUCGUCGUUUGAAGGCUACAUGUUGGAGCCCCCUUCUUUGACGUACACCACCACCAAGGCCGGUCUAUUGCAAAUGUACAAGGACAUGGUGUGUGUCAGACGUAUGGAAAUGGCCUGUGAUGCGCUUUACAAGGCCAAAAAGAUCCGUGGUUUCUGCCACUUGACUGUGGGUCAAGAGGCCAUCGCCGUUGGUAUCGAGAAUGCCAUCACCAAGAAAGACACUGUUAUCACCUCUUACCGUUGUCACGGCUUCACCUUUAUGCGCGGAGCCUCUGUCCAAGCGGUCUUGGCCGAAUUGAUGGGCCGCCGUUCGGGUGUUUCUUACGGUAAGGGUGGUUCUAUGCACUUGUACGCUCCAGGUUUCUACGGUGGUAACGGUAUUGUUGGUGCCCAGGUGCCUUUGGGUGCCGGUUUGGCCUUUGCCCACCAAUACAAAAACGAAGACGCCUGUACUUUCGACUUGUACGGUGAUGGUGCCUCCAACCAGGGUCAAGUGUUUGAAGCUUUCAACAUGGCCAAGCUUUACAACUUGCCUUGUGUUUUUGCCUGUGAAAACAACAAAUACGGUAUGGGUACUGCUGCGUCAAGAUCGUCGGCUAUGACCGAGUAUUUCAAGCGUGGUCAGUACAUUCCAGGUCUAAAGGUCAAUGGUAUGGACAUUUUGGCCGUCUACCAGGCUUCCAAGUUUGCCAAGGACUGGUGUGUUUCUGGUAAAGGUCCUCUUGUUCUCGAAUACGAGACCUACAGAUAUGGUGGCCACUCUAUGUCUGACCCAGGUACCACCUACAGAACCAGAGAUGAGAUCCAGCACAUGAGAUCUAAGAACGAUCCUAUCGCUGGUUUGAAGAUGUACUUGAUGGAGCUGAACGUCGCCACUGAGGACGAAAUCAAGGCUUAUGAUAAGGCCGCAAGGAAGUACGUCGACGAACAAGUUGAAUUGGCCGAUGCCUCUCCAGCUCCUGAGGCCAAGAUGUCUAUUUUGUUCGAAGAUGUCUACAUCCCAGGCACUGAAACUCCUACUCUAAGAGGCAGAGUGUCUGAGGACACCUGGGACUUCCAGAAGAAGGGUUUCGCUUUCAGAGAUUAA